AUGGAUAGAGGGUACGUAAAGGCCAGACAUCAAGCGGCUGGCCACGAUGGUAAUUUUACUGAUCAGCAAGAGACACUUUUUUUCAAACCAACCAACUCGUUGGAGGUUGAAUUUUACGAAAAUGUUAAUCGAAAUAUAGCACAUGAAGACAACGGUGACGUUGAUCUGCAGUCAUGGAUGCCGGCUUUUCUUGGUACUUUGACGCUGGGAGUUUCUGAAAACGUAUCUGAACAUGCUAUCUCUCGAAGUGCAGAUCCCGAACUGCCAAAAAUCGUCCAGUCACUUCAGAAUGAACCGUCGUCCGCAGCUCAUAGAAACAAACCCAUCAUUGUUCUCGAAAAUCUAUUGCAAAGCUUUAAAUCGCCAAAUAUUCUGGAUGUCAAGCUCGGCAAAGUUCUGCACGACGAUCUCGCUUCUGAAGACAAAAAGCUGAGAUUACAGAAAGUCAGCAGUGACACCACAUCAGGUAGCUUAGGAUUCCGUAUUUGCGGCUUGAAGAUCCAGAAAAACUCGCAAUUGCACUGUCUAGAUCCUGAUUUUUGUAAAGCGGACGAAGAUGGAUAUGUCGCGGUCAAUAAGUUUUACGGAAGGUCACUUACUGCUCGCACUAUAAAAGACGCUUUUGAACUAUACUUCGCACAUGAUGCACUCAGCCAGCAACGGAGAAAUCUACUUUACGAGGUUUUCCAAAAAAGACUCAUGUUGCUUUAUAACACUUUGCUCAACGAAGACGUGCGACUGAUAUCGUCGAGUUUACUGUUCAUAUAUGAAGGCGAUCUGGAAAGUUGGGAAGAACUUGACGACAAACACAACCUCUUAAGGGACGAGUUCAAUUGCAGCACGAGUGACAGCGAGGAAGAAGAGGUUGCAAACAAAUGCUUAAGCUCUCUCUCGCUCAUCGACUUUGCGCAUUCGAGAUUUGUCCCGGGCCAAGGAUACGAUGAAAACGUUUUAAUAGGUGUUGAAUCAUUACUGAACAUCUUCGAGACCCUAACUGAGCCUUGA
This is a messenger RNA of Lachancea meyersii CBS 8951, 1005 nucleotides long. Lineage: Eukaryota; Fungi; Ascomycota; Saccharomycetes; Saccharomycetales; Saccharomycetaceae. The record is from the annotation of a GenBank genome assembly.